Photinus pyralis (common eastern firefly) is the source of this 855-nucleotide messenger RNA. RefSeq lists its product as uncharacterized. NCBI's taxonomy places the organism in Eukaryota, Metazoa, Arthropoda, Insecta, Coleoptera, Lampyridae. The transcript has 4 exons. Bases 1 to 792 code for a protein of 263 amino acids. Gene Ontology annotation, cellular component: nucleus. The record is from RefSeq and is a predicted model, not a curated record.
AUGACGUCGUAUCCGCGCGCAACACACACGCUUCCUUUCGUUGCCGGCAGCUCAAUGGCAACGGCAACCAGCGGCGUCCACUUCAAACGCGAGCUUCUCGAAUGGGGGAAAACGUCACCUAAUUUUACCAACAAAAAUAUACACGAGAAGUGGAAGACGGUUGCAGCAUCUUUGAAUAGCACUGGAAGGCCUUACAAAGAUUGGAAAAAUUGGCGAAAAACUUGGCAAGAUUUAUAUUCUCGCGUAAAGGCGAAAGCUGCCAGAAUCAACCGGUCAACAAACCAAACAGGUGGCGGUCCCCCCAGUGAUGAAAAAUUGACCACAUUCGAGCAGGAUAUUGUGGACACUUUUAUCAAGCCGGUAGUGGUAGAAGGAGAUUCAUUAAUUAAAGAAAGUGUCUGCAAUUUCCAUGCGAAUGAUACAACCACAUCCAUGAUCUCCAAUUCCAGUGGUGCAAUUGUUCAUCCCAUAAUAUUGAACCCUGUUGACGAAGUCGACAUCGAGGUUAUCAACAUUGACGAGGUAACCAAAAUCCCACCUACGCAACCCACGACAUCCAAGAAUCUAACCAGUUCAGCAGCUUCAGAAAUUGUUAAAAAAGGGAAGAAGCGAACGGCAGAAGAAUCGAGGGCGGAAUAUGCAGAAUAUUUGAAUAAAAAAUUAAAAAUAAAAAAAGACUAUUACGACGCAAAAAUUGAGCACUUACGGCAACAAACUGUUUUAAUGGAACAGCAACUCAUUAUUAAUACACAAUUGCUAGAAUUAAAAAAACUUAAAUAUAGCUCCAACUAAUGGUAAUAUGUAAAAUAUAACGACAAACGAUUUUUAUUGAUAAUUACAUAAUGAUAUAAAUUU